Molecule: messenger RNA, 4674 nt
Organism: Stylonychia lemnae
Lineage: Eukaryota; Ciliophora; Spirotrichea; Sporadotrichida; Oxytrichidae
Source: the annotation of a GenBank genome assembly
AUGAACGUUAAAUCAUGCGACGAUAGUGCCCAUUCCUCUAUGGAUAGAACUGUCGAGCUCCCGCAGAACUACCAAAUAGUUAAGACACCCUAUGGAGGCAAUGACCCUGAAGAGAGCAUUGAUGUUGACUGUGAUAUGCAGGAAAUCGACGAGGGUCAGGCCUUUUGCAACAAUGUCACUGAGGAGAACAAGGAGAUAGACGACUCAGUUGACAAUACCUUUAUUAAAACAUUCAAUAAUGUAAUUAAUUAGGUGAUGCUUUCGUCCCCGGAAAGAACUGCAAAUAAACAUAAUCUGGAAACAAGGUUGAUACACACUAAAGAGACACAGGAGAGAUUUGAUACACUGAAUUAAUACCAAAAUGCUACUUAUAAUCUCACUGCUAGGAAGGUGAGUAGCAAUAGCAAAAAAGGCAACUCAAGAAUCAAUCAUAACAAAAAUAAGUACUUGCUGAAUUCGAAUGCACUGCUCUCUGCCAACUAAAACAAUUACUCGCCUAAAUUCAUUACAUCCAAUUCUCCUCAGUAAUCAUCAAUGAAUAAAAGCUAGAGUAAGUUAAACCGGUAUAUGAACAUGAAUUCAAACAAGCUUACAAGUUCUCAAUAGAACUUUGAUACGAAGACAAAGCAUAUGCAGAUGAUACUGAAUAAUCCAAAUCCCAAUCAAAAUCAGUUUUUGUUUUAAGAAGAUUAAGACACUUUUCAAGAAAUAUACAACACAGCCUGGUACGGGGGAGGAGGAUCGCUUGCAAACGGCAUAGGACAUAACAUCUAAAUGCUGUAAAAUAUAAAUAAUCUUGAAGGCGAUGGUAUUCUUGAGUAGACUUACAGUGAAUCCCCAGGAUCUGAGGAUAGAUGCAGCAAAGCACUCUCUGGCAAGAAGACCAAUGCUUACUUCGGUGGCAAGAACAGUAUUGGCUCUCGCUAAGCCAACAACAAUAAGAGAUUAGAUACUCAGUCUAGCAACGGUAAAUCCUCUUAGAAGACUCUUUAUCAAGCGAAGUCUUAACGCAUCCUGGACAGACUCAGUAUUAAAGGCGCAUCCUCAGCAUUAGUUAAUCAAAUUACUCCAAGGAAAUUAAAUAUGCCAUUAAAUCCUAACUAUUCCAUAGGUGGAAUUAAUCAAAUAUUCAACAAAAAUAGUACGAAUAUGAAUCAACAAGUAAAGGCUAGUGUCAUUUCUGGAGGUAGUAGCAUGCAACCAAGCAGUGCAGCUAGUGGAUUCAAUGGAGGUUACUCACAACCUGACUCAAAUGCGAAUUCAAACAAUGCCACGGUUAUAUACCAGAACCCAUAUAUGAGCAGACCUAAAAUGGCUCAGAAUGCAUUCUAAGCCACAAAUGGAUUUAUAAAUAGUAACAGAAACGGCAUGUCUGAUAGCAUGAAAACUGAUUCUAAUUUAGGAGGAUAGUGUGUAUAAUAGCAUAUGACAAUUAAAAAUAAUUACAGUAGCAACAACAAUUUUACUUAAGCAUAAAUGAAUUUCCGAGCUAGCUGUCAACUGGAUAGAUCUCUUGGUGACUCUCAUUGCAAUAGUGGUAGAACAACGCGUAAACAAUCUUAGAAUCAUAUAAUGCUGAUCAAUCGACACGAUCCGACUAUUGCGAUCACUCACAGUCCACUUAAAGAUUACAAUAACAUCCACGGAGAGGACAUGGUUGGCUUUUAAGUUUUGAGGACUGAAGGUAUGGCAACAGAACCCUCCACAAUCAUGAAUAAAUCCACCCUCCACGGCAAUAAGCAACUCUCAGCCAACAGAAAUAAAGACAACUCCUCUAAGAAAGACUUGCAUGACAAUCAGAUUAUGAUUCUGUCUUAGCAAUAGAUGCUGCUUAACAAUGGGAAUAGGGAACAGCAAGAAGAUUCCUCGAAGUAGCAGGAUAAAAUCAUUAAAAGAUUCAUCAAGGGUGAGAUAACCUUAGAGCAGGCACAGAAACUAGAUAAAUAGAUCACUAGGCAGAAAGUGACGCAAAGAAGUGGAUCUUCCAACAGCAAUCACAACUAGCCUAAUGAUUAAAAUCUAGAUCCCAAGACUAAGCAGAAUAUAAUUGAGAAUUUUAACAAAAGAAUGGAUGAGGCUCAUAAGUAAAAGAUGCUCAAGAAAUAGCAACUUGAGAUUUAUAGUCAAAAUGGAAAUGCCAUAAUUAACUCUAGAGAGUUGUCUGAACACUACAUCAACGAUGCUUUUAACAGCAACAUCACUUCAGUCAAUCAUAACAUCAAUAGCGGCAGCAACAGAUUUGAUAAUACCUUCACUAAAAAUCUAACCAAGAACAGUCUGAAUAUCAGUGAUAACAAAUCAGUGCAUGGUCUCAGAGCCGCUAAUCAGACUCAUGCUGAUUUUGAAGCAUUUAUGAAAAGAUAAAACUAGCAUCUUGAAAAUAAAGAGGAAUUCGUAAAGCAGAAAUAGCAGCAGUAGAUGAUCCAGGAAAUAGCCAUGGGUCAGUAAUCUUUGAAGAGAGUCAAGUCACAGAAGAAUAACUUAAAUAAAUACAACUAUGACAAGCAAUCGCAACUAAGCUACAUAUCAAAGUAAAAAAGUGAUCAAAGCAUAGACAGGUUCGAGAUAAACCAAAGCAAGGAUCAAAUCAAGCUAACCAUGAGCAUUGAUAAGAAAAAUAAAGUAUUGUUGAAUACUGGACCUGAAGUAGGCUCAAUGCAAAAUGGUAUUAUAACUAGCAAUCUGGCAAGAAAAAGCUUUAAUAGCAAUAAUAAUUAGACUCACAAUGAAUCUACAAAAAAGAUGAUUGAUACAAGUCCUGCUAAAUCAGUAGGAAAGAAUACAUCAUAGAUGAAAGAUUCGAGCAUUCAAGGUUCAACACUACGAUAGCCAUCUUUAUUGCCUUAAAAUUCACAGAUUUCAACAAAUUGCUCCAUCAGAUAAUCAAUCCUAACAUAAGGUGCAAGCAAUUCUACUAAAAAGCAACCAUAGUCUAAAGAUAGUAAGCCUGGUCACAACGCGCAUGCUUAUUCAAAUGACUCUAAUCUUAAUCAUAUUGAGAUGGUCAAUAAAAAUCUUACUAAAAUAAAGCAAAAGAGUAGCUUAGUAAACGCUAGUCAUGCGCCACUGCCAAGACCCAACAAUCAAGACACUAAGUCAUUGAAAAAGCUAACUUCAAAUAAGAAUCUUCUUACUACUAACACUGCUAAUUCCAACAUUAAUCAGAGCAGUAGUGUUAAUAAUAUGAGUAACUAUGGGACAUAAUUCAAUAGUCAGAAGGAAAGGAUAAACUAAAAAGAGAAACAGGUGCCAGGAUAAAGACUAUCUAAUUACAACUUCCCUUCCAAUCCAGUAUCACCAACUAAGCCCUUAAUAAACCAAUUGAAUACCAAUGGCAACACGAGUAGUGCUAAUAAUCUUAUUAAGUAGCAGUAGCAGCAGCCGACUAAGGAGCAAUAACUUAAAAGCUAGAUAAUAUUUUUGGAUUUGUUGAAAGAGGAUAUUCAUAAAUACAGAGCAGAGAGAUAGAUAACUGAUGACUACUUAAACAAGCCUUUGAAUCAUGAUUAAUUCAAGGAUAUCAUGAGUCAUGUCUACAUGAUUGAAAAGGGUUCACACAAGAGUUCAGAGCUGUACUAGAGUUUGUCAGCUGAUAUAAACAAAACAACAGGGUCAGUGGUGCCAGUUUCUAUUUAAACUAUCUAGGAUUUCCUUUAGCUGAUAUUGACUGAGUAAGUAGGUAACGGUAAGAAUGUAAAUGCAGAGUCAAUUGAAAAAUUGAAGAAGAAAUACAGAGUGUACUUCAUUCUAAGGUAGGAUCAACUGAGAGCAAAGCAUGUAUAGAAAAAAAUGACUAUGAACCUCUAGGCUUAGAGACUGAGCAAUCAGAUUGAAUUAGAAAAGAAAUUCAGUCCUCAGCUAUCAUAGAAAUCCUUGCACUUAAGCUAGAGAAGCAGAGAGAAUUCACUUAAAAGAUUGUAGAAUGUAGCUGGCUAGAAUAACGAUGGGUUAAACAGUCCAACAGAAUAAACUUUGAAGUAAAAAGUGAGUAUAUAUGAGCAUUUCAAAUAUCUGGAUUAGUUGAAGAAAAUGCAGCUAGAGCAGUUAAGGAAUCAGAAACUGGAAGAUGAGACCAAGAGUUGCACCUUCAAGCCAGAGAUAAUAUCUCGCCAGUCUAAUUCUUACAAUAACUCGCAGAAAUUCGACAGUGUGAAGAUGCAAGACACUCUGGAUGACAUUGCUUGUUUUGACAACAGUGAGGUUGAGGAAGUCAGUGGGGAGUCUGAUGAGAGUUUGGAAUAUAUAAAAUCUUAGAAAAACAUAGAUCUCCUAAGCUAGCAGUAGCUAAGCAACAACUAGAACAAGAUUGAGUUUAGAUCAGCUUCGAAGAAGUCAAGCAGGCUAGACUAGGAUCUAUCGCCUAUUGCUCCAAUAAAGAAUCUAAACAUCAAUGAGUCUAUCUCUGAACGCACCAAUGAGGAUGAGAUCAUUGCAGCUAUUGAUAUACCCAUGCUUCAUGUGGAUGUAAAGCAUGGACCCAACGAUGAAAUCACCAGACUCAGUAUAUACCAGGGAGACAACGUGGUGAAGAUAGUGACUUAGUUCGCCAUCAAGUAUGGACUGACUCUUGACAUCAGGGAGAAGCUGAUUAACUAUGUACAGGCGCAGAUCGUUUAGCUGAAAAGGGAAAGGCGGGAGAUAUUGCGUCAGAGUACUUUGAAAUAAAUAAUGUGA